Molecule: messenger RNA, 1913 nt
Organism: Ixodes scapularis (black-legged tick)
Lineage: Eukaryota; Metazoa; Arthropoda; Arachnida; Ixodida; Ixodidae
Exons: 2
Coding region: 1186-1896 (236 amino acids)
Source: RefSeq, a predicted model, not a curated record
UAUCUGGAAAAAGUAAAAAGGUCAUUUCAUGGUCCCUUUAAUCAUAAAUUCAUUACAGCACAAAGAAUAUCGAUAAGUGUUAAUCUUUUGUAUAAACUGCUAUUUAACGUCCAUGAAAUUCAAAAUCUAUUUUCCUGCAAGAAAGCAUUUUUUUUUCUGUGCUAAGUGCCUUUGCGAUUCCCUUGUGUUUUUCGUCACUCCUGUAAGCUUAAGCUUGAGUUAAACUUUCCCAAUUUUAACUUUAAUAAAUUGUCUCGCCCCCAUAUCCCUCUCUCUCUCUCUUUCUCAAACACCUCCGUUUUUACCUUUUUUUAAGUAGUAACGAAGUUUGUAAUAAGUAAAAGAAGUUCCAAAAAUAUACGCAACAAAGCCGUCGGCAUGGUUUUGGUUCGAUAAUGUACCGUAGGGAUCAGAUCUUUGCUCUUGUUUGCGGCGGUGUUGUUUGUUGCGCACGCCUUGUCCUUCUCGCUGUUCGGCUGGAGGGGGCGUAAACCUUUCAUUUCCAAAGCCGAUGAUGGACAGCUUCCUAAUCGAUUCCGGUUAAGAAUAGCACUAAACCCUUUCGCUGCUCUUUCGUAUAGCGUAGGGAAAAAAUCAUCGGUACGUGGGAUGUAUGGGCAAAUCAAGUGACUUAGAGAAAGAUAGAAAAAAAAAGUGGUUUCGGAGAAAUUGGCAGCCUUAAAAACAACCUAUUUAAUAAAGGUGCUACGGCUCUUCAUCGCGUUUCCAACGAGUAGCACGUUUCUAUACGUCCGUGCCUGCUCGAUCACCAACUAAGACGGAGUUUCUACUAGACUAGUCAAGCCCCGUUCCUACGUAGGCGGAGUAUAGAGGGAGAGGGGAGUGUUAGCGCACAGGCUUACCCUUCUUUACGCUAUUGGUCGUGCGCGCUGUGACGUCAGACAGCUGCGCUCCGUUCUUGACCGUCUUUCCCUUGGGUCUAGCCGCGUUGCAACCAACAGCAGCACGAGCAAGCAAAGUCCGGGGAGGGUUGCCACAUGACGUUGUCUGUUUAAAAUCCACGUCCCUCGCGAGAUUUGAGAUAUGGUUAUGUUGAGUAAGGACCUCUAAGAAGCUCCGGCUCACCGUGACCUUUUAACCUUGCUCUUCAGCUCGAUCACGCGGGUCUGUACCCUCUGCGCUCAGUGUGAACACAUCUGACCCGACGCUUUGCGUCUGUGCAAUAUGCUGAGACGUUUUCUAAGAAUGACACGACUGGCCGGCUGCUGCUUCGUGGAGGGCCUCUUCGCAUCCCCCGAAGCCACCCCCAAACUCACGGCGAGACGGCUGUCUCCGUACCUCCUGUACUUCUUGUUUGGCCUGGGCGUCAGCUGGUACCACUCCUUCAAGUCCGUCCUCAGGAACGGCUCCAAGGCGACCCUGGACGGCGACAUCUACGUCGCCCUGUCCGCCAGUUUCUUCCUGGCGACGAACGCGACGGCCAUCAGCAUGGUGCUCCACGCCCCGAAGCUCGUCGAGCUCAUCCACAUGUGCGACGCGUUUGAGCUCAAGAGGCCGCUGCGUCAGCGGAGGAAGCUGAACCACCUCUGCACGUGGAUCGUCCUGCUGCUGUGCGCGUUCACGCUGCAUCAGAACGCCUUCCGGCUUCAGCGCCUGGUCACGACGGCCACUGCCCUGCACUUCGUGCGCCGUCUCUUCACGCUGCUCGGAGUUCUCUUCCAGCUCGCAUGGACCCACAUUUCGCCGGCCGGAGUGUUCCUGAUGUCCCGUGUGCUGAACGCGUACGCUGAGGAGGCUCAUGCUGCGCUCGAACUGAUCGCUGCGCAGGAUCGUGGAGGCCACCAACGACGUGUUCCACAAGGGCUUGCUCGCGGAGUUCGCCAAGGCCGGGGUUUGCCUGUGCUGCGCCAUCUUCUACCUGAUGUCCAGGAAUAACCCCGUCACGGUGGCUG